Messenger RNA from Australozyma saopauloensis, 756 nucleotides. RefSeq lists its product as uncharacterized. The transcript has a single exon. Bases 1 to 756 code for a protein of 251 amino acids. NCBI's taxonomy places the organism in Eukaryota, Fungi, Ascomycota, Pichiomycetes, Serinales, Metschnikowiaceae. The record is from RefSeq and is a predicted model, not a curated record.
AUGCAAGGUUCAUACAAAACAAACGGUCUCCCUCGACCAUACUACAUGAAGCCCCACAAGCGCGGUGUUUAUGAGAACAUGGCCAGACUGACCCACCUCACCAAUUCACGCAAGUUGAUGGGCUACUUGCUCAUGCUCGUGUUGUUCGGCCUUUGCAUGUAUAUGAUCGGCCAGGAACUCAGAGGCAUGCCUAGUUCCGGCUACGAGAUUGUUGGCAAGAACGUCCCUAAGACGCCCUCUAUCAAAGAGAACAUGGACGGAGAUGUUAAGAACUUCGUCCAAUCCGGCAAGAACAAGGAUAAAGUCACAGAGAAAGAUGCUUUGGCAAACGGCAAGAAAGAGGCUUCGGGAGAUUUCGACAAUGUCGUUGAUGAGGCUCCUAUGGGUGGCCUGGUCAACGAGGCCCCUAUAGUCGGAAAUGACGCUGGGCUCGUUAUUGACGGCAAGAAGUCUUCCGGAGAGAAGGGCACAGAGAAGAAGGUUCCUGCCAAGGCUGUUAAAGGCGCCAAAGGCGUGGUGAUGGAGCCAAAACAGAAGAAGGGUACAUCGUUCUCUGCUUCCAGAGAAGAGGAUGUGGAAGAUGAUGCUGUUCCUCCAAGAAAGGCAGAAGCUAAAAUCCCACCGGCGGAAGAUGUCAAGGCUAAGGUCAUCAAGAAAGGAAAAGCCCUUGACACUCAGCGGGAAGGAGGUAAAAAAAAGGGCGUGGAUUCUGAAGUGGCCCAAAGAGUGGUUGAUGAAACUGAAGAUUACCCAUGA